Molecule: messenger RNA, 5043 nt
Organism: Mustela erminea (ermine)
Lineage: Eukaryota; Metazoa; Chordata; Mammalia; Carnivora; Mustelidae
Gene: CDRT4
Product: CMT1A duplicated region transcript 4
Exons: 4
Coding region: 198-800 (200 amino acids)
Source: RefSeq, a predicted model, not a curated record
UGCCCGUUUACCCUGACGUCAGGACCACCUGAGAGGGUGGCAGAGAGAGGAUGGCUGGCUGCGGUGAGAAGAACAACAGGGAGGUGGGAUUGAGGACUAGACUAUUUGCAGACAAAAUAUAAGCACCAGGCAAGAGAACCACCAGGGGACUGGAGGAAGCAUGGGGAAUCACCGAGACCUCUCAGAAACCUAGUUAAAUGAACUGCACCAGAGACUUGCAAGAACUUCCAGGUGGGAGAAGGAAGGACAAGAAGAGAUUAGAAAAAGGUCUUUGGGCCUUCGAUGUGAAGAACUCUUUAGUGAUGGAGGUGAUCGAUGCACGAAAGAUAAAGACAGAAGAAGAACUCACAGAGAACAUUGGGCUUCCCCUGUGUGUGCUUGAGAAACACAAUCCUUGGCCAGCCUAUGUGACAUAUAUGUCCCCGCUGGUGAAGAGACUCAUUGAGAAAAGCAAAGCUAGAGAUCUGGAAUAUGCGCAGGCACUUGAGGAAAGCCAACCGUCAUCGAGGCAGAACAAGCUGGCCAGCAUUACGCAGCUGAAAAGGAAAAAGUCGUCUAAGGGCCCUGGAAACCUGAUGUUGAAGGACAUGAGGUCAGAGACCAUGUUAUCAGUGUGGAGCUCCUACUCUGUACCAGCCACAGGUCCCACCGCUAUGCCAGAGCCAAGGCACUUCCAUACGGAUUCCAGAGAAAAUCCCACUGCAAACUAUAACAAGAUCAUCUUCUCUCGAAAACCCAUGAUGAGGCUGCUUCCGUACAGCUCCCUGCUAGUCAGCAAAGAGAAGCAUUCAAGUGUUUAGCAGGGAGCUCCUGCGGUCAUCCCUCCACCCCCCCACCAAGAUCGUACAGUAAUUAAGCUCCAUGUGCUGUAAAUUUCCCUAUGUCCUUUAAAUGUGAACUUGUCCCUACUUGUGCAGAGGUUGGCUGAGAUAAACCAGAUCUGAAUGUGGGUCGUGGAUGGGCAGGUAUACCCCCUCCAGCAUCACAGUCAGAAGGAGUUGGGAAACUCCACACCCCAGUUCCUGCCAUAUAUGCUUAGAACCUAACUGAGGAUGAAUGAGUUCCAGUCCAGGCAGGACACAGAAACCACACCGGUUACUAUACCAGAGGUAAUCCAAUACAAAGAAUUACUAACCAGGUAACUGGAAAGGUGGGACGAGAACCCAAUGGUAUUAGUGGAGGUAGCCACCUGCAAGGAAGCAGGUUUCCCAAGGCUGGGGGAGCAAAGACAAGAUAUUGGACUUAUUAAAAGUUAGGCACUUGGAGAGUGGGCAUGUGGGCUCAAUUUCAGAUUUUUGAGACUGGGCAGGAUGGGGGAUACUCCUCAGUGGCUUCUGGUGUCCUUGAGCUUGGAGGAAAUUUCCAGCAGGGAGGGUAUCUCAGUCUCUGUGUAGGGGAAGCUCUUUGGCUGAAGUUGAUUCUGUGAUGGUGGAGAAAACCAAAACCUGGACUCAAAUGCUUCUGGAAGGAAUUGACCCUGCCCGAGAGAACAAGAAGCGUUGCCAGUGGAAACAGACAGGGACAGGAAGCCAGCAGAGGGGUAAACAGGAAGCAAACCAGGAGAGAAUUCCUUCCUCCUCUUCCAGCCUCAAAGCUCCCCCUCACUGCCCCAUACCCCCUAUGGGCAGAACCUAUCAGGGAGGAAAGCAGGAAUGUGGUUUGCAGAAUCCUGAAUGCCAACAUCUCAGGUUGGAUGAAAGGAUAGACUUGAAGCCAGGAAUACAUUAGCUUCAAAACUAGCACUCUGGUGUUCUGAGUGAGCCCACCUUGUUCCACCAGGUACCUGAACUUGGAAUUGAGAUGUUUACUCCGUGGUGGGUUUACAAAGCGGCAGUGGGGGCGUGAGUGUCCCCUGCUGAGAAACGGAGGAUUUCCUCCCCUGUACUACUUUAAGGUUUGCCUUGUGGAGUCGAGUUGGCAGGGGAGAAGUUCCUGGCUGAACCCCAGCUGUAAUUUGUCAGACCACACUUAGCAUUGGUACAUCCAUGCUCUGGGCAGUUCCCAAUUAUGCCCCAAAGCAAGUGAUGUUAAACUUAGUCUCAAAGCGGACAGGCUUUGUCUUUAGAUGCAAGGGGAAUCUGGUUAUGAUAGGGAGACCUAGCUGAUCUCACGACUGGGGUUUAUCUAUUGACUAUAGCAUGCCUCCAUUGGUAGCUUCUCCUGAAUUUCUGUAUUUACAUUCAUGAAGCAGUUGAUACCCAUCUUGCUUCCCUAACAGACAUGUAGAGGCAAGUUGCUAUAAAUGCCAUUUGAAGAAGUCAAGUUUGCCCUACACAUGCAUUCUCUCCAUACAGGAAUCUUGCGGAAAUUUUAGCACUCACCUCUGGCUGCUGUGAGUAGCGUCGGGACAGAUUCACAAAUUAGAAGCCCUGGACCCAUUCCUGGGUUGCCAGGUCUUGGCCAGAAUGAAUUCUUGCACAAAUAUAGGCGGUUUCCAGUGAAUGUGAAUGACUGUAGUUCGUGUCCGUGGAUCAUUUAGAGACAUGGAAGCAGGUGGUAAAUUCCUCCCAAUGAGAAUUUUUCUCUCUCCUCUCCUUUCAUGGGAUUUUAAAGCCAGAGUAUAUUUUGGGUAGAUUUGGGAGUAGAUUUGCCUGUUCUGGGAGCACAGGGAUGUCUCUCAGGUUCUCAUGAACAAAGCUAGUCUCAGCAAAUGUCCAGCAUUGAGUGUUAAAGUUUAUUGAGAUUUGGGAUUAUUUCUUCCAAUCCCUCUUUGAGGGCAAAGCAGUUACUCCUUUUUAUUCUUUAAGUUUUUUUUUUUUUUUUAGGUGUUUAAUAGUUUUUACAGAAGUAUCUGUAUAUUCUCUAAAUUAAAAUGAUGGUUUUACAGGUAACUGUUUAGAUUGAAUUAAUUCCCAACCUGUUAUAACAACAGAAGCACGAGUGGAAGGACAUUAACACCUUACGUUGUGAUGAAAAUUGCUUGUAUCUGGGACUCUAGUCCAGACACACUGCCUCCUAAAACAGUUUUAAAAAAGAAAAAGCCUAAUUCCUUUUGAAAUGGGGGCUCUGUUCAAGCCCAAGCUGGGGUUCACAGGCCCAGCCACCACACGGGGAUUUGACCAGCUGUGACUAUAUUUGCAUGAGCACUGCAGGAAAGACCCAGUUCAACAAGACCAGCUGGACCCAGUCAUGAAGCCUCCACAUUGGGGGAGGGAGGGUUAUCCUCAGUAAUCCCUGUUGCUUAGAUUGUCUUCUGCUCCAGACCUCCCUGAGCGUGAUGGAGGUGGGGAGCAGUGAGUCAAAAUCCUCCUAAAAGGCUCUUUUGCUAAAACCCUAGAAAGCCCUGAGUAUGCACAGAAAGGGAGGGGGAGAGAGUUUCUUGAUUUCACAACACCCCAGCACGCAGGAUCCCACUGCCCUGGGCCUGCCAGAGGCCAGUGGAUGCUCGGCGGCACCAGCUUUGUUCAUGAGAACCUGAGAUAGAUUCCCGGUGCUCCCAGAACAAGCGUGCAGUCCUUCCGGGGGCUGAAAUCUGACCAGAGCAGGUGGGGCAUGGAACAGAAUGGGGAUUCUUCCUCACGGAAGCUCAUGGGCCUGUCCAAGCUGGAGGGGUCUGGGCCAUCUCCAGUUUCUCUGAACAUAUUAAACUUCCAUCUCUAAGAGGGGACGAGAGAGCUAGAGACUAGAGGCUAGCUCUCUCUGAUGUUCCACAGACUGCAGCCUCUAAUUUAUCCCCUUGGCAUCUGGAAUUAUUCUAUUUGGCAGGAGAGCCGUUUCACUUAGUCUCCCUGCCAUGGUCGGUUUACGAAACACCGGAAUCCGUAUUUUGUUGCCCUUUCUCCAUUGCUCUGUAACCAAGGCCGCCUCCUGACACAUACUGAGUAGCUGUUUUUGAACAAAUUCUUUGGCUCCUGCGCACAAAAUGGUAUUUACCCAUUUGCAAAUUCCACCGUUGGUGUUUAAACAGUAAUGCUUGACCUCGGCCGCUGGCCGUUUUCACUCUGGUGGGUCUGUAAGGACAUCAGAUAGUCUCACAUGCUGCAAUGUCUCAGCUGUGGCCCAGGAGCACGUCUCGAAGAUUAGGCUGUUUGGCAAAUAGGAUGCCUCCGUAAAGCUCUCCAGGAGCUUAACUACAUAAACCUGCUGGCCCAGGUGUGUCCGAGCCAGAUAUUUGAGGGUGGCCUGGGAGCUCUCUGACUGGAAUGCGAUGCCUGGUGGGACCAAGAUGGAGGGGACUUCAAGAGUGGUGGACUUUAUUAACAGCCCAUGUGACCAGCACAGCAUGAGAAGCUAAUCCUCCUUUUCCUGACCCAAGGUCCUCGUGUAGGACCCACAAAGACCUCACGUUGGUCCCCCUUAAGUCAUUUUGUCAGGACAUGGAGAACAAAACACGGGGACCCUGAGGUAGGGAUUUUGACCCUUGGGCUUUGAUGAGGGUCCUCGGAGAUAGCCGAGAAGUCUCAUGGAGGAGGAGAUACAGCACAGGAAUCUCAACCAGGGAUGGACAGCGUGUGUGUGUGGAGACAGAAAACCAGAAGCAGCAGGAAUCCCAAGACUGCAGCCUCACUCCAUGGGUCAACAGAGGUGGUAAAAUGGUCAUAAAAGUGCUUUCUUUGUGAGAUGUGUGUGAGCAAAGGGACGCAUCUAGACAAUGUGGCUCUUUUCAGCCUUGGCUGAGUCAUUCAUUCCUAGAAGCUUUUUAGUAGCCCAGCCUUCACGACUGACCACACAUUUUUAGAGCCCGCACUUUAUCGGUGCCAGAUAACAGAGACAGAAAGAGAGAGGCAUGGGGGAGAUGGUGGGAGUAAACAGGCACCUGAGAUCUGCUGUGAUCCUGCGUCCUCAGAACAGGGACGGAAGCUCAGGCCUGGGUUUAUGUUUGUCAAGUAAUCCGGAAAUCCUUCCUCUUCCUCCCUCACCAGCCCCUCCCCCAUCCCAAUCUUUUACUUGGGACCUAGAGCCUCAGCCAGCUCCUUACUGUGUCCCCAAACUGUCAGACAUUGCUGGGCCGGGCAUGUUCCCGGAGUGAGCAGGCAUGUGUAAUUUCUCUGGGGCUUUGGGGGUGGGGUGCCGUCAAAGCCAGCAGGAAUGCAGGAACACCUC